Molecule: messenger RNA, 1295 nt
Organism: Lactuca sativa (garden lettuce)
Lineage: Eukaryota; Viridiplantae; Streptophyta; Magnoliopsida; Asterales; Asteraceae
Source: RefSeq, a predicted model, not a curated record
UUUGCCACAAGGGUUAUUGCUCAUGAGAUUGAUUUGUAGAACACACCUGUGUCAGAGGUGAUGACAAAGAAUCCAAUUUUCGUUUUAUCUGAUACUCUUGUUGUGGAAGCCCUGAAUUACAUGGCGAAAGGUUGGUAACAGUAUUUACGAUGAAUUGUAUGUUGAUUGUUGGUGUUAAUUUGCUGAACCUUCUUAUUAAAUCCGUGCAUAAAAUUAUGGACAUACGCAGAACAGUUUAGACAGUUACCUGUUGUAGAGAAUGGCAAGGUUAUUGGUUUACUUGACCUGCUUUUAUCUUUAUUUGAUGAAACCGCAAAUACUGAAACAACAGCUGAAAAUUACGACAAGGCUGUAGAAGCUGCGCAUGCAGUGCAAAGAGUCACACAUAGGGCUUUAAUCGUGGAGGAAUUGCCUCGAGAUAGUGCCAUGAUUAUACCUGAAACCAAAACUAUUUACGAAGCCUGCUGUAAGAUGGUUGCUGAUGAAAGUGAUGCUGUGGUACUCACUGGCUCAAAUGUGAUAUUCAGUGGUAUAUUGACAAAAAAGGAUAUUGUAACAAGAAUCAUUCCUUGUGGUAUCGAUAUUGUAAACACACCUGUGUCAAAGGUGAUGACAAAGAAGCCAAUUUUUGUGUCCUAUGAUACUCUUCCCACGGAAGUCCUGCCAAAGAUUGUAUUGCAAGGGUUUCAAUCGAAAGAAAGACAGUGGGGCAAAUGGGUAUAUCAGAGGCCUUGAUAUUAUCUCAAACCACAACUAUUUAUGAAGCUUGUUGUGCGAUGGCUCUUCAUAGAGCUGAUGUUCUUGUAGUAACCAACUCAAAUGAGUUACUUACUGGGAUACUAACAAACAAGGAUAUUGUAAAAACAGUGAUUGCUUCUGAGAUUGAUUUGUUGAACACACCUGUCUCAAAGGUGAUGUCAAAUAACCCAUCUUGUGUGAUGUUUGAUACGCUUUUUGUGGAUACCCUUAAAAAGAUGGAAUAUAAAGGAUUUACACAAUUACCUGUUAUUCAAAAGAAUGGCAAGGUAACCGGUUUAUUUUAUAAUACGGGGGUGUCCACAAUGACUUACUACGAGAAAGUUUUAGAAGUUGCGGCACAAGGAUCUGCUCCGAGGGGUCUGAAAAUGAAGCAGAUGCCUCUAGAGCAUGCCCUGAUGGUACCUGAAACCACAACUAUCUAUGAAGCAUGUUGUCGGAUGGCUGUUGGAAAAUUUGAGGUUGUAGUACUCACCGACUCAGAUGGAUUAUUGAUGGGUAUAUUGACAAAAAAGGUUUCUCUUCAAUCUUCACUUUAA